AUGAAGCAGGAAAAGUCCCGAGUGAAGACCAACUGGAAGGCGGUGGGCUGGAGAUUUGUGGACGUUGUGACUGAGUACUGUCAGAGCUGCAGUCUGGCGGGCUUCUCCUACAUGGCCAAUCAUAACCUGCACUUCACGGAGCGUCUUUUUUGGCUGCUCUGCAUAAUCGUGUCGACCGUGGGAGUCUAUCAUCUCAUAAGUCAAUAUCAGCGCGACUUCACCUCACGCGCCGUCAGCAUUGUCCACGAGAGUCUCUCGCCAUUUGCCAAGGUGAAAUUYCCAACGAUCAGCGUUUGCGAACUGCGCUUCAAGACCGACUUUCCCCGCAAUGUGGAGGAAUAUGUGGAGAGCCUGGGUACGGAUCUCAACGAUCCCUACAACUGGGAGGUGGAGUCCUAUUUGUCCUUUGUACUCUUCCCCUAUCAGUACACGACGGGAAUGUUUGUUCGCUGUCAGCCGUAUGAGCAAUGCGAGAAGUGCGCCAAGUGCCCCAAGACGGACUAUCGGAAUUUAUCGUUAAGGUUUGGCUUCAAUUGCUCGGAUCUGUUUAUCCGCUGCACAUUGGCGGAUAAGGAGUUCGACUGCUGCACGUACUUUCUGCCGAUGAUCACGCCGUUCGGCCGCUGCUUUCUGUUCAACUCGUUGCAGAACAACCAUCCCGAAUCGAAGCACUGGCUGCCGGCCAUUUUAGACCGAAGUAGCCAUCUGGAAAUGGAUCUGCAUCUGACACGCGCCGCUCUGGUGAGCGUGCUGAACGAAGAGGACGUCCCGAACAUACCGCUGCCAACGGUGGAUGUUAUUGUGCUGGAGGGACAGCACAAGACGCUGCAGUUCCACAGAGAGACCAUGGUGAACGAUCCCGGCAUGAAGGAUAUUCCAAUAGCAGCGCGCGACUGCUACUUUCCCGACGAGGUAAUGCCCUGGAGCAUGUACAAGGCCUACAGCUUCAGCGCCUGCAUCAGUGACUGCACCAGACUCUACCAGAUGGAGCUGUGCAACUGCUCCGUUUACAAUAUGAGUCCAUAUCCCGACCCUCGCUAUCCGGACUGUGACUUCAACGGCUACUUGUGCUUGGAGAGCUCCUCCAUGGUCAAGCAGGAUGUGAAGAGGCUGUUUCGCAUCAACUCGCCAACGUUGCAUUGCCACUGCCUGCCCUCCUGCACCGAGGGAGACCUGAAGUCCAUUUUUGAGGACCAAAUCAGCUCAAAGAGAAAUGUCAGAGACACCAACGUUACACUCCUGAUGCCAGUGUGGCCCACGGAUCAAUAUCGUCGCCAAGUGCUGCGCUCCAAGCUCGACGUCGUCGUCUCCAUCGGGGGCAUACUGGGCCUCUUUCUCGGCGCCAGCAUCCUGAGCGCCAUUGAGUUUGUCUACCACUUCACACUGCGUGCCGCCAACACGUCGCUGAUGGCACGCCGAGAACUGGAGCAGGCAGCGAUUAAAUUCAAAUAG
Molecule: messenger RNA, 1452 nt
Organism: Drosophila arizonae
Lineage: Eukaryota; Metazoa; Arthropoda; Insecta; Diptera; Drosophilidae
Gene: ppk15
Product: pickpocket 15
Biological process (GO): sodium ion transmembrane transport
Cellular component (GO): plasma membrane
Molecular function (GO): ligand-gated sodium channel activity
Source: RefSeq, a predicted model, not a curated record